This is a messenger RNA of Andrographis paniculata, 444 nucleotides long. Its product is annotated as cell division cycle 20.2, cofactor of APC complex-like. Gene Ontology annotation, molecular function: protein binding; anaphase-promoting complex binding; ubiquitin ligase activator activity. The transcript has a single exon. Gene Ontology annotation, cellular component: anaphase-promoting complex. Lineage: Eukaryota; Viridiplantae; Streptophyta; Magnoliopsida; Lamiales; Acanthaceae. The record is from RefSeq and is a predicted model, not a curated record. The coding region runs from base 1 to 444 and encodes 147 amino acids. Gene Ontology annotation, biological process: positive regulation of ubiquitin protein ligase activity; positive regulation of anaphase-promoting complex-dependent catabolic process; anaphase-promoting complex-dependent catabolic process.
AUGCCGAUCGUCGCCUUCUCUGUCUGUUCGUCGGAGGACUACAACGUGCUGGCCACCGGGGGAGGCUUGCAUGACGGAUCCAUCAGGACAUGGAACACGCAGAAUGGAGCUUGCAUCAACAACAUCGAUACCAGGGCGCAGGUUUGCGGGCUGCUCUGGAACAUACAUCAUAAAGAGAUACUAAGUGGCCAUGGCUACGGCGCGGAGCAUAAGAAUCAAUUGUGCCUGUGGAAGUACCCUUCUAUGUCCGCAAUAGGCGAAUCGGUCACUCAUAUUUCAAGAAUCCUCCAUCUAACACAGAGCCCUGAUGGCCUAACUGCAGUCUCGGCCGGAGAAGAUGAGACAAUACGUUUCUGGGAAGUGUUUGGUCCAGCAUCCCAAGCUGAUUCCAAGACUUCAUAUUUGGAAGGACUCUUGUCUCUCAAAACAACACCACUUAGAUGA